Lucilia cuprina (Australian sheep blowfly) is the source of this 1143-nucleotide messenger RNA. RefSeq names its product vitellogenin-1-like. The coding region runs from base 1 to 1143 and encodes 380 amino acids. Lineage: Eukaryota; Metazoa; Arthropoda; Insecta; Diptera; Calliphoridae. The transcript is spliced from 4 exons. The record is from RefSeq and is a predicted model, not a curated record. Gene Ontology annotation, molecular function: lipase activity.
AUGAACUUAUUGCGCGCCACAGUUUUUCUAUGGUCCUUGAUCCACAGUGGUGGUAGGGUUCAGGGAGGGAAUUCUUUAGGAAUCCUCAGUAUAGUUGACUCAGUCAACGGCAUUGUACAAGGUAUUGGCAACGAACUUACUUACCUACUUCUAACACCCUCGGAGUUAUCUCAAGCAUCGAAGCAAAUUUUAUUUGGUUUACCCGAGACCGCUGUUUUUAAGAUCAUUCACAAAUUAUGUACUUUGUACUUAUCAUCGGAUAUUAUAAAACCUCGUGCCCCAUCCAAUAUAGAUACAAUGUCUUUUCGUUUACGUACACCCUGUGAGGAAUACAGUUUUCCCUUAACUCAUGUAGAGGAGAUUUUACAAAAUCCUAACUUUGAUGUUGACAAAAAGGUGGCAAUAUUUGUAAUAGGUUGGAUGUCCAGUACGGAUGAAUCGUAUGUCGGUGAAAUGGCUAAUGCUUUUAAUUGUAGAGGAGAUUAUAACUUUUUGGUCUUGAAUUCGUCCGAUGCCAUACAAACCUUAUACAGUUGGUCUGCUUUUAGUACCGAAGAAGUUGGUAAGCAAAUGGCUCAAAGUUUGGCUAAACUUGUGGAUACGAUUCCACUCGAAAAUAUACACUUAAUUGGACAUAGUUUAGGAGCCCAUAUAGUUGGCUAUACAGGGCGUUAUUUUACCAAAUACACUGGAUUGAAUAUUUCACGUAUAACCGGCUUAGAUCCGGCUAAUCCUUGCUUUAAUGAGGGUGAAACAUUGGCUGGCCUACAGCGUGGUGAUGCCACUUUUAUAGAUGUUAUUCACACUAAUCCCGGAGUUUUGGGUACAACAAAUUCUAUUGGUGAUAUUGAUUUCUUUGUCGACGGUUUAUCCCCCAUUAAGCCUGGUUGUAUUAGAUUUGGCUGUUCCCAUAUUAGGGCCUUUGAAUAUUUUACGGAAUCAGUUUAUCCUGGCAAUGAAAUGAAUUUUAUGGCUAAACAAUGUACCUCGAUGGUGAACUUAAAUAAUAGUUUCUGUUCGGGUCCUACAUAUCAAAUGGGAUUUGCUGUCCCAUAUGAUUUGAAGGGUAAUUUUCUUUUAUCUGCUAAUUCUCAAUCACCAUUCGGACAGAAUAGUAAUGGUCGUCCUGCUGUGCCAACGUAA